UCUCUUUUCACGUUCAUGUCAACCACCAAGCACACACACAGCUCAGUCAUACCUUCGUAUACACCGUCCCAAUUCCAUUUCUUCCAAAGUCACAACCAUUAAGUUUCUUUCCACCGUCGCUGCCAUUGCUGUCAGUGCCAUGAUGUGCAAUGGCGUUAUUGGCUCAUGUCCGUCAUUCCCGCCAUAGGAAUUCACUCCCUGUGGAUAGGUACCUACUCGCCCUCCUCCCCCAUCCUACCCCUGACCCCAAGGACUUCGCCCUCCAAACCUUCCUCGUUUUUCCACGCCCUCGCACCCUGCCCACUGUCUGGCGUGAUCGUCUCAAACAGUACCCUGCCGAACGCCAUCUUACUCUGAAGGAACUCACCACCAUAGCGUGGUACCUCGGCGCGCCUGGUAAACAAGGAACAUCGACACCGUGCGGAAUAGAAGGAUGUCCGGUCUGUAUCCUCGUUAAUAUUGACCUUCAUAAAUCGGGAAGGGAUGGCGCGCAUGGAAAAAGGAGACCAAGGCCGCGAAGAAGUCACUUGGAUGUUGGAAUCCGGGAUGGUUGAAUACAACACCGAGAUGAGGCGCUUGCUGUCCUUGAGGAACAGCGCAUGUCUCGGAUGCAUCCGAGGGACUUUGUGACGAAUCUUUCUUGUCCUGGCUGGCACGAGUAUACUGCAUCAGGGCUGUUCCG
Molecule: messenger RNA, 682 nt
Organism: Neurospora hispaniola
Lineage: Eukaryota; Fungi; Ascomycota; Sordariomycetes; Sordariales; Sordariaceae
Exons: 1
Coding region: 150-554 (134 amino acids)
Source: RefSeq, a predicted model, not a curated record